This is a messenger RNA of Prunus armeniaca (apricot), 543 nucleotides long. NCBI's taxonomy places the organism in Eukaryota, Viridiplantae, Streptophyta, Magnoliopsida, Rosales, Rosaceae. The record is from the annotation of a GenBank genome assembly.
AUGUGGGAAGCACAGGUCACGGCUUUGGUGCCGAGUAGUGUUAACAGUGGCAGUACUACCGUGCGGCUAUACGGAUUCCGAACUGACCGCCUUAGUUCAGUUUCUUGGAGAAAAUGUGUGGGAGGGGGUCGCUGUACUCUCGGAGCCGACGACAUCCCUAGGGCUUGCCACUGCAGCCAUGGCCCCGUCCGUACUGUUAACAUGGACCGGUUUCGCCUGCUGUUCAAUGCGUCGCCGGGGUCAAAUUUGCAUGUUGUUCGUAGAGAAGACGGAGCACACGGUGACGGCAUUGUUGUUCACUGUAUGAAAUGCGGGCUGAUCCCUAGUUUCACCAAGAAAACCGAGAAGCCCGAUCAUUAUAAGAUGCAAGCUUGGAUUGUGUUGAGAUGUGAUUUGUGUUUGAAGAAGACCGAGUAUAGCCGCGCGGCUAUACUAUUGCUUUCCCAAAAGUUUAUGUCGUUUCAAAAAACUGAAUUCAGCCUCGCGGCUGUACUAUUUCUAGCCGCACGGCUAUACUAUUUCCGGACGUGGGCUUUGAUCUAA